Lactuca virosa is the source of this 2442-nucleotide messenger RNA. The record is from the annotation of a GenBank genome assembly. Lineage: Eukaryota; Viridiplantae; Streptophyta; Magnoliopsida; Asterales; Asteraceae.
CUUUGUUUAAAUUUUCUAUAAGCAUUUGGUCAACCAAUAAUGGAGACCCUCCUGGAAGAAUUUCAACAUCUUAAAAUUCAAUUGGAAACGAUAAAGUUAGCCACAAAUAAUUUUGAUAACAGCAACGUUAUAGGAAAAGGUGGAUUCGGUGUCGUGUACAAAGGAGUACUCUUUCACUCUAAGGGGGGAAGCGUUGCUGCUUUUAAGCGUCUAGAUCGCAACUAUGGUCAAGGAGAUGUCGAGUUUUGGAAAGAGAUCCUGAUGCUUUCUCGUUACAAACAUGAAAAUGUCAUCUCUCUCUUUGGAUUUUGCGAUGAGUAUGGGGAGAAGAUACUUGUGUAUGAGUAUGCAUCAUAUGGAAGCCUUGAUCGACAUCUAAAUACAACUACUCUCACAUGGAGGCAACGUCUCAUGAUAUCUCUUGCAGCUGCAAAGGGACUAAGCUACCUUCAUGAUCCCAAGGAGUCACAACAAAUAGUUCUUCAUCGGGAUGUAAAAAGUUCCAACAUUUUACUCGAUAAGAACUGGAAUGCUAAAGUUUCAGACAUGGGACUGGCGAAAUUAGGACCUGCUAAUAAGAAGGACACAGUUAUUGUCUCUAAUGUUGUAGGUACAGCUGGCUACAUAGAUCCAAUAUGUAUGGAGACACGCAUCCAAACGAAAGAGUCUGACGUAUACUCUUUUGGGAUUGUUUUAUUUGAAGUAUUGUGUGGGAGACUAUGCUUUGAAGAUAUAAAUGACCAUCGCCAUUGUUUAGUACCAAAGUGGAAAAAAUGCUACGAACAAAAGAAAUUAGAUGACAUUGUUUUUCUAAAUCUGAAGCAACACAUGGACACGAGUUCACUGGAAACAUAUUCAGACAUUGCAUAUCAUUGUUUGCAGAAAUCCAGUGAAGAACGACCAAAAAUGUGUGAUGUUGUGGAAAAACUUAAGAUUGCUCUUCGGUUUCAGGAGAUAUUUGAAGGGGUGGGUUUUAAAGAGAUUAUUAAGACCAUGGUACCUCCGGUGGUGGCCUACACAUCCAUUGAAGAACUAAGAAUGAUUCUCUCCAAAGGAAUCCUUGUGAAUGAGGGUAAAACGUGGUUUUCAUUAAAUAAGAAUGGGGAACACUGUGAGUUGAUAUCCGCAGAAGCAUGUCUGAUUCCUACUUGCUAUAAAUCUCCCAUGUUUCCAUUUUAUGGUCGAAUGAAAUCAAGAUUUGUAGUAGACAACAAUAAACCAUAUUGUUGGAAAUUUAAAACUCAUGUGGAAACACAAUUUUUGUCACCACAUAUGACAUAUACUGUAAGCCUUGUGUUCGAUUUUGCUUACACAAGUAAGGACUAUUUAGGCCUCACUUACAUUUUAGUUGGGGAGACACAGCCUUUGACUGUGUACCAUGUUGAUAAGAGAGAAGACGGAUGGUCAGUGGCUGAUCUUUAUCAGUUUACUUGCGAUGGGAAAAAUGUUGAUCAUGAAAUUAUGUUCAAUUGCAAAUGUUUAUUGGAAGUAGAUGGCAUUGAGUUUCAGCCCCUUGAGAGAGUGGAACAUGAAGUGUUGGGCGAUGAGAACAUGGAUAUGCAAAGCAGAUCACAUUCAGACACAUAUUGGGAGCAAAAAUUGCCAAAGGAUUGUGAAGAGAUAAUCAUGUGGUCAAAAGAUAGGGUGUCAUGGACAACAAAAAAGGAACUCUACUCUAUUCUUCGCAAAGGGUUCCUAAUCAAUGAUGCUAAAGAGUGGUUUUCUCUUGAAAAGAGUGGGAAGAAAUGUUAUAUGGUACCAGCAAGAGUGGCUUUGAAAAGAAAAGAGUGGAGAUGGAGGUCAUUACCCAAAUCAAGAUUUGGAAAAGUGGCUUUAGACCCUCUUGGCAGCUUUUCGAUAAACUGCAGCUCCAAAAUGUUGUCGCCCCAAACAACAUAUGCAUGUUAUCUUGUUUACAAAAUAAAACAAAACCAUGAGUCUCCUGUGAAAGUGAACAACGUAAUGUCUACAGCUCCUUAUCACACACAUACAUGGUAUAUUUAUUUACUUAGUCCACAAAUCCCAAUUAUUAGACCAAAGAUUCAUCACAACACCCACAAGCCAUUGAAUAGAUCCAAGAAGAAAGGCCUUCCACAAGAAAGGAACGAUGGUUGGAUGGAAGUACAAGUAACCGAAUUCCAAACUGACACUACCAAUGAACUGAUUUUCGAGAAUCUUCAAUUGACCUUUCCCGAAAACAAGAGGCAUAAAGGUCUUAUUGUACAAGGCAUUGAGUUCAAACCUGUAUAGGUUCUUUUAUUUAUGACUAGAAAUUGCCCCCUUCCCAUUUCGGGGGAUGCAGACGAGGUUUUGCUUACUAUUUUCUAGUCAUACAAAAGAAAGUACUAAUUUUCUAUUAGUUAAGGACUACUUUUGUAAUUUUUUUAAAAUAUGGAGCGUUUCUGUAAAAAAAAUACAUAAUGACAUUUUCUAUAAUUUAUA